GCAAGCAGAGCGCCGAGGACGCGGUGGCGGAGGCGUUCAACUUGUGGAGGUCGGAGUCGACGCUCACCUUUCCAAAUGCUGCGGGAGGGCGAGGCGGACAUCAUGAUCUCCUUCGAGCGGCGCUAUCAUGGGGACGAGUUCCCGUUUGAUGGACCGCACGGGGUGCUAGCGCAUGCCUACGAGCCGUCACCUGGACUCGGCGGAGACUUGCACUUUGAUGACGAAGAACAGUGGAGCGUGGGCCUCAUUGGCUACAACCUCCGUGUGGUGGCCGCUCACGAACUUGGCCAUGCACUUGGACUGCAACAUUCAAACGAGCGUGGGUCCCUCAUGAAUCCUUCGUACCACGUGCGGCUUCACCCCUACCUCUCCGAGGACGAUAAGGCAGGGAUCAAGGCUCUCUAUGGCACAGGUCCCCUUCCCCGCAGCCUGGAGGCACCACGACAACUCUCGGAGCACGACUUCACACCUCACGACGACAACACACGCCCCGACAGAUCGCACGAAAUCGCCAGCGAUGCUCCUCACGGUGCACUCCUUGACCAUACCCACCACGACGAACCCACGACCGCCAGUGACACCCCUGACGAGGCACGCGUCCUCGCGGCGAGCUGCAGCAGCAGCAGCAGCGGCGGCGCAGACUCCUCGCCACUGCCCAUGGACUCGCUUGCCGGCGCGCCCCGCCUGUGCGGUGGCAAUCUGCGUGUGGACGCCGCCUCCUUCAUCCAUCGACAGCUCUACAUCUUCCAGGGUAUUUCUGGCGAGUGUCGAGCAUCCCUGACGGGAGCGGGACUCCCUGGUCUGGUGUCGUCCCAUUGGCCCGGAGCGCCACAUCACAUCGACGCUUUGUACGCGAACGCACGGAACCACACGCUCGUGUUCUUCUCGGGUGAGCGCGUGUGGGCGAUGAGGGGCUUCGAGAUGGACACCGGGUCCCCACGGGAUCUACGUUCCCUGGGGCUGCCACCGGGGACUUUGAAAGUCGACGCCGCUGUGCCAGGACGGGACCACACGCUCCUGUUCACAGGGCGGCAGUACUGGAGCUACAACGAGGUGACCAAACGCAUGGACGAUGGGUUUCCAAGGGAGCUGCAUGAAGACUGGCCGGGGAUCCCACCAGACCUGGACGCUGCAGUCUCUAAUAACGAUCUCACGUUCUUCAUCAAGGGCCAGCAGGUGUUCCGCACGUGGACAAGUUCUCGGCGCCUGGACAAGGUUAUGAACCUCACCUCGUGGCUCGGUUGCGGUGACUGAAGCGAGCUCGCCGGUUGGCGGGGAAGGUGGGGUGGGGACAAUGGCUUCAUCAGUAACUCAUGUUCCAAGACGCGUGGGAAAUGCAGUGGUUGAAGGAACGAGGCUUGCUCAGCAUGCACACGCAGGCUUACAACAUUCACAACCACGUACACAUAUAGAUGACCCACCAUCAAUGACAGAGCAUGCAUAUGGAAUUUUAGAAUAACACGAACGACCUACGUCGUACUCUAUGGAGCUCACAAACCUUAGCCCAGCGUGCACAUGAAAGGUUACACUAACACUAACAAACCAUGGAACUCGCCAACCUUAAUCCAGCAUGCAAACGGUACAGGGUGGUAUAUAGCGACACUCGCCUUAUAAAGCAGCACGCUGCAGAUUUUUUGAAAGCUUAAUUCAGCACGCACGUGGCGUUCAUUAUAUCGACGACGACACAGGUUUUUAAAGAGGACUGCGUGACCCAGAACGCAGGCGUUUAUUAUCGAGUAGCUACGACUGCGCAUCUAGGCUGUGACAGACUAAAAAGUAAGACGCUUCGUAUGACAAAAACAUACUUUAAAGUUACUUUUAGGAGCUCUGGCCUAGCACUCGUGAUAUCACCACAGGGUGAUUCGAAAGUAGGAGGGUGAUAAUGUUACCGCGAUGCCAGUAUGCAUGAGCACUCGAUAACUCCCAUCUAAAGCCAGUCACACGAGGAUUUGAACACUCUAUCAAUUGUGGUGCAGGCCUUCUUAAACAAAUUGUCUCAUAUCCACUCAUGAGAUCACCUUUAUUUACAAGAGCUCAUUCACGGGAAGCAGUGGCGUAGUGGUUCAUGCACUAUAACACAUUCGUGCGGAGGGAGCUGGUAGGA
Molecule: messenger RNA, 2104 nt
Organism: Lethenteron reissneri (Far Eastern brook lamprey)
Lineage: Eukaryota; Metazoa; Chordata; Hyperoartia; Petromyzontiformes; Petromyzontidae
Product: collagenase 3-like
Biological process (GO): proteolysis; extracellular matrix organization; collagen catabolic process
Cellular component (GO): extracellular matrix
Molecular function (GO): zinc ion binding; metalloendopeptidase activity
Source: RefSeq, a predicted model, not a curated record